Polistes canadensis is the source of this 2269-nucleotide messenger RNA. RefSeq names its product probable ATP-dependent RNA helicase DDX47 (gene pths). The transcript has 8 exons. Gene Ontology annotation, molecular function: ATP binding; RNA helicase activity; nucleic acid binding. Bases 188 to 1552 code for a protein of 454 amino acids. The record is from RefSeq and is a predicted model, not a curated record. NCBI's taxonomy places the organism in Eukaryota, Metazoa, Arthropoda, Insecta, Hymenoptera, Vespidae.
ACUAUAUUCGAUUAUGAUAUUCGUCUCUAAUCUUUAUUCAUCUAUGAUUAUUUACUUCAUUUGUAGUUAAGACGUGUCGUUUUCAUUUAAUAAUUUAAUAGUUGGUUAAUAUGAUUAAGAAAAACACGUGUGCUUGAUAUCCGCGUAUUGACAUUAAAGUGAGAAUAUUCCGUGAUUCAGAUUAAAUAUGAGUGAAAGCAUUAAUGAAAGUACUGAGGAAAAACAGAAUGAAGAAGAGAAUGCAGUGGUUACGUGGAAAGAUCUGGGAAUAGUAGAAAUAUUAUGUAAAGCAUGUGAUGAUUUAAAGUGGGAGAAGCCAACUAAAAUUCAAAAAGAGGCAAUUCCUUUGACUCUUCAAGGUAAAGAUGUAAUAGGUCUAGCGGAAACAGGGUCUGGUAAAACAGCAGCUUUCGCACUUCCUAUAAUACAAGCAUUAUUAGAAAGUCCUCAAAGAUAUUUCGCUUUAAUUUUAACACCUACCAGGGAAUUAGCAUUUCAAAUUUCAGAACAAUUUGAAGCAUUAGGUUCAAGUGUAGGUGUAAAAUGUGCUGUAAUUGUUGGUGGUAUGGACAUGGUAUCGCAGGCUCUUGUAUUAGCCAAAAAACCACAUAUAAUUAUUGCUACACCUGGAAGAUUAGUUGAUCAUUUAGAAAAUACUAAAGGUUUCAAUUUACGUUCUUUAAAAUUCCUGGUAAUGGAUGAAGCGGAUCGUAUUUUAAAUAUGGACUUUGAAGUUGAGGUUGAUAAAAUUUUAAAAGUUAUUCCACGCGAAAGGCGAACUCUAUUAUUCUCAGCCACAAUGACAAAAAAAGUACAAAAGUUGCAGCGAGCUUCUUUGCGCAAUCCAGUUAAGGUUGAAGUAUCUACAAAAUAUCAAACGGUUGAUAAGUUGCAACAAUAUUAUAUAUUUAUACCAGUCAAAUUCAAGGACGUAUAUUUAGUACAUAUCUUAAACGAAUUAGCUGGUAAUAGUUUUAUGAUAUUUUGUGCAACUUGCAAUAAUACGGUAAGAACAGCAUUACUAUUACGUAAUUUAGGAUUUACAGCUGUUCCUUUGCACGGACAAAUGUCACAAAAUAAACGGAUUGCAGCCCUUACAAAAUUUAAAGCUAAAAAUAGAUCUAUACUUAUCUCUACAGAUGUUGCUAGUAGAGGUCUUGAUAUCCCCCAUGUUGAUAUUGUAAUAAAUUUUGAUAUUCCUACUCACAGUAAAGAUUAUAUACAUAGAGUUGGUCGAACUGCACGUGCAGGUCGUUCAGGACGUUCAAUUACAUUUGUAACGCAAUAUGAUGUUGAACUUUAUCAGAGAAUUGAACAAUUAAUUUCUAAACAGCUUCCUUUAUAUGAAACAGAAGAACAAGAAGUAAUGCUACUACAAGAACGAGUAGCAGAAGCUCACCGUAUCGUAAAAACGGAAUUGAAAGAAAUAGAGGAUAAAAAGUCCGGUAAGCGAAAAAAACAUGCAGAUGCAGAUGAGGAUGACACAGAGCAAUCAUUUGGAGUUAGAAAAAGAAUAAAAGGAAAAGGAAAGGGAAAAGGAAAACGAUUUUGAAAGAAUAAGUGUAACAGUAUGGUGGAAAUGAGCUUCCUGAUGCGUUUAUCACUUACCAUCACGCGAAUUUCAAUGUACAAGAAUAUUUUGGGAUAAACUGCGAUAAAGAUUAUGCAGAAUAAAUGUAAGCAUAAGUAAAAAGCUAAGAAAUAAGGAGAAUCUUUAUAAUACUGAGAAAAUUAGCAUUGCAUUAUAAUGAUUUUAAGUCUUUUCACAGAGCGAAUAUUAUUUAUCUCUCGCUCGAAUAAUCACAAUAAAAUAUGUAAUAAAAAUCACAACUUUUACCAUUGCCAUUUAUCAUCUGCAAUUAAUCUGUUAGGUGAAAUUAAUGAAGCACCGAGGCAAAACGUGUUAUUAUAUAGUCAACAUGUCUACUUGCACGCUUUGAAUAAAAUAUAAAGUAAGAUUGAUAAAGCAGAAUCCUGUUUAUAAAAAAAUGCAAGCUAAAGAAAAUCUUGUAUAUAGAUAAAUAGAAAACUAUUUAAAAGAUAAUAUGAACAUUAUGUAUAAUGAACACAGCAAACUAUUGCAAAAUUGAUUGAUAAAUUUCUCUCCAAGUUUCUCUUAAAAUGAUCAAUACAACUCUACGUUUGUUUUAAGAUAAAGAUUAAGGGAACAGUUAAUGUUCCACCAAAUAUUUAUAAUUACAGUGAUUUCUAAAAUCUAAUAAAUUGUUAUUAAUUGUAUAAAGUGGUAAUAAAUCCUUUAGUCUUUGAA